Molecule: messenger RNA, 3036 nt
Organism: Zygotorulaspora mrakii
Lineage: Eukaryota; Fungi; Ascomycota; Saccharomycetes; Saccharomycetales; Saccharomycetaceae
Gene: APL3
Product: Apl3p
Exons: 1
Coding region: 1-3036 (1011 amino acids)
Biological process (GO): clathrin-dependent endocytosis; intracellular protein transport
Cellular component (GO): membrane coat; AP-2 adaptor complex
Molecular function (GO): clathrin-cargo adaptor activity
Source: RefSeq, a predicted model, not a curated record
AUGAUGGACUCUCGGAAACCUGCAUCUAACGGAUCUAGUCAUAACUAUAGCACUACUAUAAAAGGAUUGCAAUUAUUCAUCGCUGAUCUUCGAUCAUCCCAGUAUUCAGAUGAACAUGAAAAAAGAAUUCAGUCUGAAAUUGUCAAAAUCAAGCAACAGUUCGAUUCAGCAGCUAAAAAAUCAGCAAAUGGUAAAGAUAAAUUGGGUGGAUAUCAACGUAAAAAAUAUAUCGCAAAAUUGGCAUAUAUUUACGUCACAUCGAAUACAACAAAAUUAAAUGAUAUUCUCUUUGGCUUAGACCAGAUGCUAGAGCUAUUGGCUUCUGACUCUUUUUCAGAGAAGUUUAUGGCUUACAUGACUUUAGAGUUUCUUUAUGAGCAUGCCAUUGUAAUUUCGAAAGUUCGUGAUAAAGUUACACACCAGCUAAUAAAGGAUAUAUCUGGUAGCAAUGAUAAUUUUGUAGCUCUAGCUUUGAAUUUUAUUGGUGUUGCGGGAAAGCUCGAUAUUGAAAUGUCAAAAGAUGAUAAUUUAACUACAGAAGUCUUCCAGAUACUAAGGUCUCCUACAUCAACGGUGUAUCUGAAAAAAAAAUCAGCAUUGGCUUUUUUAACUCUGCUUAAGACGAAUCCCGGGAUAUUGAUAGAUGAUCCUCAACGUAAACAACUGUGGAUACAGAGAAUAUUAAGUCUUCUUGAUGAUACUCAAAAUUACCGUUUAAUGUUGGCUGUAUUGCCUUUGGUCGAAUAUAUCGCCAAGAAUAUUGAUUUGGAAUGUUGCAUUAGACUGCUGCGUCAAUUGACACAAAUACUUUAUAAUUGCGUCAUCGUAGGUACUUCCAAUUCUGAAAAAUUUCCUUCCGAAUUUAAAUUUGCAAAUGUGCCAAAUCCAUGGCUAAUUACCAAAAUAGUAUCAUUGCUGAGUAUCCUGAUUGUUUCUCCCACAGAGGCUAAUAAUACUUCGUCCGCAGUUUUGCAAUCGAGUAAUAUAGAUCGUGAGACCUUGGGAAAACUGAGAAUGUGCGUAACAAAAGCGAUCGAAGUAGGAACCAAAUCGUGUAAUGAUCCAAUGGAAAGAAUCGUAUUGAAUACAAUUUUGUUUUCUUUGAUAAAUUUUGCUUCCAAAUUAGACCCAUCUCCUGAAGCAAUAAGUAAUUCUGUGAGCGCACUAUGCUCUCUAUUGACUUCAGCAGAGAUAAACAUUAGAUAUCUGACUCUAGAUUCUCUGGUGAAGUUGUGUUCGAUUAGUGGCAGACACGCUAUUGAUACUGUCAGAUAUAAGAAUUUGAAUCUAAUAUUCCAUAUUUUAGAUAGUGAACGCGACUCAUCAAUUGUAAGAAAAGUUGUUGAUCUCCUCUAUACCUUUACCGAUUCUGAAAAUUUGCAGAUAAUUGUACAGAAACUAUUUGAAUACGUACAGUCAUCAAGACAUCCGACUGAUCCAUUUAUCAAAUCCGACAUUGCGGUCAAAAUUGCAAUUUUGAGCGAAAAAUUUGCUAUAGAUGCCCAUUGGUAUAUCAAUGUUUCUUUGAACUUACUUUCUUUAACAUCUAACUCAACUCUCAAUGAUGACGAGAUAUGGCAAAGACUAUGCCAAAUAGUAGUAAAUAAUACUUCAUUACACCAGAUUACCUGUGAGCAUUUAGUGGAUUAUCUUCGUGAAACUCAUACAAGUGAAGCUAUAGUCAAGACUGGUGCAUUUUUAUUGGGAGAAUACGCUAAUUUGGUUUUUGAGAAAGCUUCUGUCGGGGAGCUUUUUAAUCUGUUCACAGAUAAGUACUUUACUACUAGUAAUGUCACAAGAGCAAUGAUUUUAACAACAAUAGUUAAGCUGUACAGAUUUUCAACCGCCAUAGAAUCUGUAGUGAUAAAGUUUUUCCAGAUAGAGUUGAAUUCGUUAGAUAUUGAGCUGCAAACAAGAUCUUUCGAAUAUUUGAAUUUUGUUCAAUUAUCAAAAUUAAAUGGUAAUACAAAACUUUUGGACGUUCUUUUUAGUCCCAUGCCUCCCUUUAAUACCAGGUCUAAUCCGCUUUUGAAACGGCUUGGCAGUUUACCGUCAUCUGGGUAUAGCAGCACAUUUUCAGAAUCUAUAGGCUCCUUGCAUGGUGACAAAGAUAGAAGUACAACCCCUCCGACAUCUUUCUCUCAAGCGUCCGGCAGACCCGCUCCACCACGUUCCAGAGGAACGAAAUCUGCCAGUAUUAAUACACUUGCAUCUGAGCCAAUGCUGUCUUCCGGAUGGGAAGAAGGAUUCAGCAGAAUGCUUUCACAUAGGAAAGGUAUAUUAUAUACAUCGGGAUUUUUGAGGGUGAUUUAUCGAAUAACAAAUCCUGAGACUGAAAAUCUCACCCGAUUGAAGAUAUCCUUGACGUUUAUCAAUCAGAGCGAACUAAAAAUUAAUGGGCUUUCCACGGAAAUUAAUGCCAUCAGAACCGCUGAUAAUCCCGAAUAUGUUUUACGAAAUAUUGAACCUCCUUCUAGCAUAGACGUCAAUCCACGUGGACGUUCUGAGCAAAGUUUUGAGGUGAUCGUAAGAAAAACGUUCAGUGUAAUCGACAGUCCAACGGUCAAAGUCUACUUUAGUUGCGGUGGCAGUACAAAUUCCAUUGUAUUGAAGGCAGCAAUAGGUGUCACAAGUACCAUCACAAGCAGCGCUGCAGCGAAAAAUACGAUAUCUCUGCCGCAGUUCGUCACUAGAUGGAAAACUUUGAGAGAGGCUCUGGGAGAUGAUGGAGAAUACAUAUUGGAAAAAAUACAAUUGAGAAGGAAGAAAUCGGGAAAUCCCGACGGAGAAUAUCUUAGAUCAAUUUAUCAAUGUAUUUCAAGAAUGGGAUUUAAUAUUGUUGAACAAACGAGUGUGAACAACACCCUAUUUAUAGCUGGUAUCAUUCAUACGAAAAGUGAAGGCUCGUUUGGAUGUUUGAUAAAGUUAAAAUACGAUGAACCAAAAAGGGAGGUAUCGCUGACUUGCAGAACAACAUCUAACGGAUCCUUAGCUCAAAAUAUUUCUGAGUGCCUCAAAUAUGCAAUAUCCAAUUAA